Molecule: messenger RNA, 1698 nt
Organism: Rasamsonia emersonii CBS 393.64
Lineage: Eukaryota; Fungi; Ascomycota; Eurotiomycetes; Eurotiales; Trichocomaceae
Exons: 2
Coding region: 1-1698 (565 amino acids)
Molecular function (GO): hydrolase activity, acting on carbon-nitrogen (but not peptide) bonds
Source: RefSeq, a predicted model, not a curated record
AUGGAACCUUCUUUUGCUAGAUAUUUAGGCGCCCUUCCCCGCAUUUCAUUUCCAACGUGGGGUUCAGAUUCAGCUACUUCAACCACCAUCUUCUUCAAUGGCCGCUUCUUUACCGGAGAUUCGUCUGACGGGUCGUCCACAGAGUGCAUGAUCGUCGAGAACGACACCAUCGCCCAUGUAGGCAGCUCAACAGACGAAGCGGUCCAGCACGCCAAAGCGAACGGCGCCGUGUUGCAGGAUCUCCAGCAGAAGUACGUCCUUCCGGGCUUCAUCGACGGACACAUGCACCUCCUCCUGCUGGGUCAAUCGCUGCAGAAACUCGACCUCGGCGGCUGCAGGGACCUCGCCGAGAUUCGCGCCCGCAUCAAGGACUACGCAGGCCAGCAUCCCCAGGCGCCUCGGAUCCUGUGCAAGGGCUGGAUGCAGCACAUGACCGGUGGAGAAGCCCUCGCGACGAUGCUCGACGACCUCGACCCGCGGCCCAUCUUCAUCGAUUCCAAGGACCUCCUUUCGACGUGGUGCAACAGUGCCGCGCUUCGAGAGCUCGGCGUCGAGGACAUGGCUGACCCCGCCGGAGGGACGAUUCAUCGAGAUGCCAAUGGCAAAGCCUCGGGUCUCCUGAGCGAAGCAGCCGUCCUCUCCCUGGUCUGGCCGCAUAUCGCCCGCGUCGCGUCCAUGGAGGACAAGCUAGAUGCGCUUCGGGCAGCACUCGCCGCAUACACAGCCUCAGGAUACACGGGGAUCGUCGAAAUGGCCAUGGGCGAGAACGCGUGGGAGGCGUUGCUGCUCCUGCGAGAGCAGGAGGGGGGAAAGCUGCCCGUGCGAGUCGCGGCGCAUUGGCUGAUUGUGCCGUCACCGGACGAGGCGAGCAAUCUGGCGCAGGUGGACAAGGCGAUUGCGCUGCACAAGCAGUUCAAUCUGGACACGUCCCCGGAUUUCCGCAUCGCGGGCAUCAAGGUCAUCUGCGACGGGGUCAUUGACUCAUGCACUGCGGCUCUCCUGGAGCCGUACUCGAGCAACGGCGUCUCGUGCGAGCCGCUCUGGACGGCAGAGAUGCUGGCACCGGUCGUCCAUCGCGCGAAUCAGGCAGGUUUGCAAUGCGCCCUUCACGCGAUUGGCGACAAAACCGUCCGGACGGCUCUGGAUGUCCUUGAGAAGCACGGCACCCCUUCGCGGAGAAAUCGCAUCGAGCAUCUGGAGAUGACUACGCCGGAAGACGCGCAGAGACUGGGGAAGCUGGGAAUUACGGCCUCCGUGCAGCCAGUGCGCGCAGACCCGGCCAUCCUACGAGCAUGGCCCACGCUGCUAGGCGCCGAGCGCUGUCGUCGCGCUUUUGCAUACAAGGAAUUCCUCGACGGUGGCGCGACCCUGGCUCUGGGAUCUGAUUCCCCGUCCGCGCCAUGGGCACCGCUGCCCAACGUCUACAUCGCGACGACGAGACGGUCCGCCCGUGAGCCAGAGACAGUGACCAAGGUGAACGAGCAUUUCGCGCUGCCGCUGGUCAGCGCCAUGACGGCGGCGACCGCCGGCGCGGCCUAUUCGUGCUUUGCGGACGGUCUCACCGGGCGGUUGAAGAAAGGGCUAAGGGCGGAUUUCGUCGUCGUCGACAUGGAAUGGUCGCCGGACCGGUUGCUGCAGGCUCGAGUGCUACAGACCUGGUUUGACGGGAGGAGGGUUUUUGCUGCUGAAGAAAACUGA